Molecule: messenger RNA, 573 nt
Organism: Priapulus caudatus
Lineage: Eukaryota; Metazoa; Priapulida; Priapulimorpha; Priapulimorphida; Priapulidae
Exons: 3
Coding region: 1-573 (190 amino acids)
Source: RefSeq, a predicted model, not a curated record
AUGCUAGAAAGGGUGCAGCUCAGCGGCGAUGAAGAAGCUGGCUGCUUCUCUCAGCAACUGCUUGAGGUCGGCAAUGGCAGACUCACCACCACAGCCGAUGGCCAAGUCAAGCUGCCAUUCGGCAAAGCAGCGACGGACAUCACCCAGCUCAUGACCAAAGUGUUUCCAAACCUCCACCUCCGCUACCAAGACCAAGACUGGCUGAGCGAGCGAGUCAUCCUUGCUGCCAAGAAUUUGGCCGUGGAUGACAUCAACGCCAAGCUGCUGGAGCAACUGCCUGGUGACCCAACGAGCUACAAGUCGAUCGACACAGUUCCUGAUCCUGACGAGGUGGUGCACUAUCUGACCGAGUUUCUCAACAGCCUGGCGCCCUCAGGUCUGCCACCACACAACUUGGUGCUCAAGGCCCAGGGCCAGUCCCUCAAGGUGGUUGGAGUCAACCUCAGUCAGCCAGUGUUCUCCUAUGGCCAGCUCUAUGUGGGGUGCUCCAGGGUGGGUAACCCCAACCUCUACAUUCUCUCUGAAAAUGGCAACACCAAGAAUGUUGUGUACCAAGAAGCACUGCAGAGCUGA